This is a messenger RNA of Eupeodes corollae, 1018 nucleotides long. Its product is annotated as proteasome inhibitor PI31 subunit-like. The record is from RefSeq and is a predicted model, not a curated record. Gene Ontology annotation, molecular function: proteasome binding; endopeptidase inhibitor activity. Gene Ontology annotation, biological process: proteasome-mediated ubiquitin-dependent protein catabolic process. NCBI's taxonomy places the organism in Eukaryota, Metazoa, Arthropoda, Insecta, Diptera, Syrphidae. The coding region runs from base 166 to 951 and encodes 261 amino acids. The transcript has 6 exons.
UGAACUUGCCCUUUUAGUUGUCCUACAAAUUUUCCCUCUUCUGUUAAACAAAUUUGAAAUGUCAUCUUUAGUCGGCCAUUUUUUUUGAAACAAAAACAAAUCAUCUUCGGAAUAAAUUCUUAUUUUGCAUUGCAAAAUUAUUUAACAAAAAUAAGAUAAAAACAAAUGGCUUCCGAAGGAACAUUCGGUUGGGAUCUUCUGUUCAAAACCGUCGAACCCCAAGUUAACAAAAAUACCGACAUUCUAAUUGCAUUGACCCAUUUUGUUCUUCUUAAAUCCAAAUUACGUUGCAUUGGAGUUGGUGAAGACAAAACCCUUUCCGAAGAUGAAGAAAGCUCAGAGUUACUUCCACAAGGCUGGAAUGAUUCGGAGGAUAAGUAUGCAUUGAGAUACAUUCUGGACAAAAAACUUUAUAUGCUUCUAGCUACUAAGUCGGAGAAUAUUUUCAUUAUAAAUCUUUUAGAUGUCGAAACCAAAGACGUUUCGAACUUGGCCCUGGAAUCAAAUGAAUUGGUAAAAGCUCUAACAGGUACUCUGCAGACCAUGAUUCCCACAGCAUCAGCAGUAAUGGAUCGAAUCAGAAAAGAAUUAAUAAAUCCGGUUCUAACUGGCUCAACAAAAGCUGUUACAACUCAAACUCCUCCCGAACCCAGACGAGAUAGAAGAGAUGAUGAUUAUGAUCCCUUAAGGAUAGCAGGACCACAUUUUGCACCUGGUUUACGUGGACCUAUGGGAAGUGACCCUUUUGGAUUUCCACGAGGCGGCAUUGGAAGUGGAGACUUGGAUCCUCUCGGACGUGGUGGUGGUGGAAACUUAGGUGUUCUUCCACGUCUCGGUCCACAUCGCGGCGGUGCACGAUACGAUCCAUUCGGACCAGGUCCAGGAGUACGCCCUAAUCCAAACAAUGAUGAAUUCCAGCCUCCAGGGUUUGGUGACUUCAUGUAUCAAUAAGACUUUAAUUUGGCUUGGUAGUUGGAUAAUAAUUUUAUAUGAAUAAAAAAAACAUUCUAAACAGUUA